Messenger RNA from Didymodactylos carnosus, 634 nucleotides. Lineage: Eukaryota; Metazoa; Rotifera; Eurotatoria; Philodinida; Philodinidae. The record is from the annotation of a GenBank genome assembly.
AUGAAAACCUCCUCGGAGUCACCAGAAAUGCCAGGCUCUGUGCCACCCACGUCGACGCCAAACUCGUUACAACUCACUGCAACACAAACAAACAGUUUUGAUAUAACAUAUUGUGUUAGUGACAGUGCUGGUGAUGUUAGUAUAUCAAAGCGUGAUACCGCACGCAUACUGAGAGCUGCUUCCAUAGUAGUCAAUUCCCAAUCUGAGAUAAACAAAAUAUUAGUUGCGGCACAAAUCACAUCCUUAUGUGGUAAUAAGGUCACCAUUGUUGUUAUUAGCAUACAAUUGCAACAUAAACGUCGUAAACGCUCUGAUGCAGCGUGUGAUCAAGAAUUGAUCGUCACAUGCCAGGCCGUAUAUCCAAUAAACUGUACAACAUUGACGUGUCAAGCAGCGUAUGAUCAAUUAAUUCUAAAUUCAAUUGGAAAUGCAACAAAUAUAUCAUUAUCAUUUCUCGAUUCGAAUAAUCAACCGGUAAACGUCGGUGUGACAUUUUCAACAAUAUCUGAUAUAUCACCAGAAAUGCCAGGCUCUGUGCCACCCACGUCGACGCCAAACUCGUUACAACUCACUGCAACACGUGAGUGCUCUUAGAUGUCACCCAUUUCCUCUGUUCAUGUUAGUGCGAUCUUAU